Messenger RNA from Drosophila virilis, 4817 nucleotides. It is a transcript of the gene Bub1, whose product is annotated as Bub1 kinase. Gene Ontology annotation, cellular component: nucleus. The record is from RefSeq and is a predicted model, not a curated record. Gene Ontology annotation, biological process: protein phosphorylation; mitotic spindle assembly checkpoint signaling; meiotic sister chromatid cohesion, centromeric. Gene Ontology annotation, molecular function: protein kinase activity; ATP binding. Lineage: Eukaryota; Metazoa; Arthropoda; Insecta; Diptera; Drosophilidae.
ACCACAAAAAUAGUAGCGAUAGCUUAUCAGCAACACAGCGACAUAAAAAAACAUUAGAAUAAGACUUAAUUUUUUUUUUGUAAUUCCUGAAAGCUAUUGAGUGUAAAAGCAAUAAUAUGUUUAUUUUAAAACCGACAGCAACAAAGUGUUAGCAUUCAAUAUUAAUUGUCGUUGAAACACAUUGUCUCAAUCAUCGCCACGGCCUUGAUCAAAGAGCCGUGUAAAUAAAUUGGAUUUAUUACGAAACUUGGAUUUACGAAUGCAAACGCUUUCAAAACUUCGCUAAGGUUUGGCUCUCAUUCUGGCUCCACACCGAUCAACAGGAUCAGAAUGGCCAUGCAUUCAUAUAUGCGGGCCAACCCGAAUCAAACUCAAACAAGCAGUGCAAACGAGAACUUGAGUGCGGAUGAGGUGAACGACUUCCUAAAGGACAAACAGGCAUGGGAGCACGCAAUAUCGCUCUACCAGGGACCCGAUCCGCUCGAUCACUGGUACAAUUACAUAUGCUGGUACGAAAACCAUGCACAUAGCGAUCCCGAACUUAAGUUCCGCGAGACGCUCGAACGAUGCCUCACAGUUUACGAGCACAACGACUAUUAUAGGCAGGAUGUGCGUCUUGUGCGCCUCUGGCUUAAAUACAUUGCAAUGCAGACGGACCAGCUGCGUUUCUAUCAGGUUCUAUUUCAGCGUGGCACCGGUCGCCAGGUGGCCGCAUUCUAUAUUGGCUGGGCCAGUUACUACGAGGCGCACGAACAGUUCAAGGACGCUGAAGCAGUAUUCAAUCUGGCGUUCCAAGAAAAAGCGCACAGCAAUGCUGAGCUGCAAAACGCCCACGCCAAGUUCACAUAUGUGCGCUCAUUGUUUUUCCAGCAGCAACAAGUGCAGCAGCAGCAACAGCAUCAACAUCAGCACCAGACAGCGUCUCACGAUGCACUGCAGCAGCUGACCACAUACACGCAAACCCAUCACCUACAGCAAGAGCAUCAUCAGCAGCAGCAGCAGCAGCAACAAGAUCAUCACCAGCAACAGCCAGCCUACCCGAAUCCUGCGCCAUCCACACCAUUGAGGUCUCAUCAUGUUCGCCAAGAUAACUUUCAUCAAUAUCAGCAGCAUCCGCAGGAGCUUACAUAUCUCGCCCAUGCACAAGAACACCAGCAGCAAGCCCAGUCACAGGCUCACUACCAGCAUCAAGAACAGCCGACUCCUUCAGCACCAGCGCGCUUCGGCCAACAGUUGCAUCAUCCCGCAUUUGAAGCUGCACAGAACCAAUCGCUCGCCCACUCGCACUAUUCGCCCAUGUUGCACCAGAAUCGGACUCCCUCAAAUACAUACCUCGGACCACAGCUUCAGGAACAGGCGGCGGUCACCGGAAGUCCUAGCGAGGGGCAACCGCAGCAGCAGCAGGAGUCCUUGACGGAAGUUGGAGGUGUGCGCUUGCCCCGAAAUUUUCAUGCUUACGGGCGGAACAACCACGAGACGUGGAAGCCAGCACUGACUCUAGAAGAGCCGGACGACCCAUCACGCGUCUGUCACUAUGCGAAACAAAUGGUGUACCCAGCCGGCGUGGGCAUCGAGUACAGUCCUGAAGAGCUGUUGGCGCGCAAGUACACGGAUCUGCUGAAGCAGCGGAAACAAUUGGCGCAGGCGCAAGCGCCGCAACAGCCACUCAAUAUCAAAGCACAAGAGCAGACCCAAAAAGAACCCACUUAUCAAGAUGGGCAGCAACAGGAUCUCUCCGAAUCCUAUCAAAAGGAGACAUCCUAUUGCAUGACGGCAAUGGCUGGAGCUAAACAAGCGAAUUCUGAAGUUGGCGGUGAUGAGGAAGGGGAGGAGGAUAACCAACCAGAGCAAUCAGACGAAGAAGAAGAGUCCGAUGAGGAGGGUUCCGAUCAACAGGACAACGAUGCAGAUGCGGAGCCGGCGAAGCAGGUUUACUCCAAUGGCGUGGACGUGGAAAUGAACUUUAAAGCACAGACGACCUUUGAGCAACAGAAUCGCUCUAUAAAGAUGAAAUUUAAAAAGGAACGCACGCUAGAGUGUAGCCCAUAUAGUGCCUAUACAAUCGAAAGCAUUUACCAUCAGCAUCAAGAGUUGCCUUCACCAGCGGCACCAACAGCCGAACCUAUGCGCAAGUUUGCUACCUCGUCCAAGACCUUGCAAGACUAUAGUGGAGCUACGACAAUGCAGCGCCAGCGAAACGAAAGCCAUCAUUUCCACCCGUAUAUUCUGGGCCACACCUCCACACCAAAAAGCACAGCAAAUGAGAGCAGGCGUGCGCGCGCCAAGGCGAAACAGGGCAACAAGUUUCAGGCUGAACUGUGCAGCAACAGUAACUCAUCCUGCUCAGUGGUGGACCAGUUGGCAAAUGGUGUUGAGCCUGGCGUUGUCCAUGCCGAUUUUGAAGCUGCCUCUGCACCAAUACACAACGCUACCUUCAAUGACAAUGCCAACUUCUCGUUCUCCAGUGCCGGUGGCCUGGACAAUUCGAAUGGCUCGCUGGCGCUGGCUGUGGAUAGACUUAAUUUUCGUGAAGCCACACAUGUUGCUGGUGUUGGCAAUAAAUCGCUGCCUGCGCACAAUAAUAACAACCACAUGCCUGUACAGAGCACAACACUGGCGGACUUUUCCACAUUUCAGGAAAACUCAUAUUUUGCCACGCAACACGAUGCAGAGGCACAGGAGCGCCGUCUGUCAAAAGCGCUGGAGACAAUUGCCCGUCACCUGGGCAAAGAGGCAAUCGAUCCGUUCAACAGCGAGCUCUGCCGCGCCUUUUUGGCUAAACUCAAUUUUCCUGGCGACAACGAUGCCCAUGCCAGCUAUAAAGUAGUGCAAACACCGCUGCCGAAAAUCUCCAACACGCGCAACCUCAGCGUCCUGGAAGGCGUGCAGUUCAACAUUGAUAAAGAGGUGGGUCGCGGAUCCUAUGGCUCCGUCUACAAGGCAACUGACACGCGCACCGGUAACGUUGUGGCGCUCAAGUACCAGAAGCCGCCAAAUACUUGGGAGAUCUAUAUAUGCGAUCAGGUGCUGAGACGCAUACGGGAUCCGGACGUGCUGCCAGGACUUAUGGACAUAUCGACUGCGAUUAUAGCACCGAAUGCCAGCCUUAUUGCCACUGAGUUCUCGCCUUUCGGUUCGCUGCUGGACAUUAAUAAUAAAAUACGUCAGGCCACCACAAAAGUGAUGCACGAGUCUCUGGUCAUGCACUUCUCAUCGCAGAUCUGCAAUAUUGUGGACCAUUUGCAUCGACAGCACAUCAUUCAUGCGGACAUUAAGCCCGACAACUUUCUGCUAAUGCGCGUACCAAGUGUGGAGAAUGCCGAACCUUCGCUGCGUCUGAUUGAUUUUGGAUGCGCCAUCGAUAUGUCGCUGUUUCCCGACGCCGAGCACACCAAGUUUCGCAAGGUGGUGCAAACGGACGGUUUUACAUGCAUCGAAAUGCAGGAGGGACGCUCCUGGUCUUAUGAAACAGAUCUUUUUUGUAUUGCCAGCACGGUGCACGUCAUGCUCUUUGGCGAGUAUAUGCAGCCGCAGAAACGAGCCGCCGGUUGGGAGAUACGUCAAAAGUUGCCGCGCUAUUUAAAGAAGCACGUGUGGUCCAAGUUCUUCUGCGAUCUGCUCAAUAUGCAAGCCGACAAGUUGCCGCAGCUGCAGCAAAUGCGCAAAAUCUUUGAUGAGGAAUGUUGCCGAAUGGACUCGGAACUGCAGAAACAAAUACGCACCCUCUCUAACAUUCUGCAUCGGCGAUAACCAACGCCAGUGUCAUAAAAUUCGUUAUCCAUUGCAAGUUAUUGAACUAUUUUUUUGUUUGUUUGUUGCAUUACCAAUUGGAUCUUCUGUUCGUUCGAGAUAAGCAAAAGUGUCACCUGCCAAGUCAUACAAAAACAAAAAAAGAAGCAAAUGUUUGCUUUUAUUCGAUUUUCUCUAUAGCAUUUAACACCUGUCAUCUUUUGGUUGUCUAAUUGCUAACACGAUUCUAGGUAAAACUUCAAUUACCUUCAUUGAUUAACAAUUACAAUUAACAUUUGUAAACAAACCUUUUCAGAAUUGAAAAUCUUUUUAUUUCAAUGUACAAGCUCAUAUAUUGUAACCAACUAAGCUUGCGUGCACUAAAAUUUAUCUAUAUUUAAAAAACUAUGGUUUUAUAUAGAUUUAAAAAAAAAACUCACACACACACACACACACACACAAAAUAUCAUUUGUAUAUCCCAAGCAUUAAGCAAAUUUAUAUUCGAACAACCAAAACUAUGCCAAAAGAUUAAUAAUUAACAUGUUUGAAUAUAAUUGUUUUCAAAUUCCUGUGCAACAAUACUAUAUUAAUUUAUAAUUAGUUUAAAUUCGAGCCCUUCAUAAAUAUCCGGCAAAAUACGUACUGAAUUGAACAUGGAAUACACUAUAAAAAAAAAAAAAAUUAUUAUUUAUAAAACGUACUUAGAAAGAUCAUAAACAAAGCAGCCCAAUUCAAUUCUCCGGCGUUAAUUUAGUUUCAUUUCCGAUUUUUUUUUUACGAAAAACUGGUAAGUUUCAGUUUCUGAAACACUAGUCAAUUAUGAGAAAGAAAAAAAAACGCCAAGCAAAAACAAUUGAUUUAUUAAUUCAAAGCGAACUAACCAUUAUUCAAUUUUGACCACAAUUUUAAGUAAACAAUAGAAAUGGCUUUUCACUUGAGCAUUUUCGCCUGAAAAAAAACACUUUUACGGACCACCAAAUAGAUGAUUUUUGAUUUAUAUUAAGUACUUAAGUAUUUACAUGUAAAUAUAUACAAUGAAAAUGUUCGUGCAAAUAAGAUUGAAUAAAGAAUAAGCUAAAAAGAGUAA